Molecule: messenger RNA, 1389 nt
Organism: Eremomyces bilateralis CBS 781.70
Lineage: Eukaryota; Fungi; Ascomycota; Dothideomycetes; Eremomycetales; Eremomycetaceae
Product: kinetochore protein nuf2
Exons: 3
Coding region: 1-1389 (462 amino acids)
Biological process (GO): mitotic spindle organization; kinetochore organization; attachment of mitotic spindle microtubules to kinetochore
Cellular component (GO): kinetochore; Ndc80 complex
Molecular function (GO): protein-containing complex binding
Source: RefSeq, a predicted model, not a curated record
AUGGAUUUCAACCCCAGGAUGAGCACCGUCCGCGGAUCCACAAACCACAAACAGUCGCAUAAGCAACAGGAGGAAGAUGCGUUCAUGAACCUUCCUGACAAAGAGAUCGCAUCAUGCAUCAGCGACAUCGGCCUCAACUUCACCCUCGCCGACCUCCAAAAGCCCAACCCACAACAGAUCCAGAAGGUCUUCGAAUGGUUCGCUGAGCUGCUCAUGAACACGACACGAGACGUCGUCGCACCGGCGAUGCGUGCAGCAGCAGAUGAUAUAGCCGGCCAGAACGCCGACGGAGUAUUCACAAGCGACACGCGCGAUCUGAUGGGAUUCUUCGUGCAGUUGCGCCGCUUGCUGCAAGAAUGCCAGAUCAACGACUUCACCUUCAACGACCUUUACAAACCGACGUACCCCCGCCUCGUCAAGAUCUUCAGCUAUAUCAUCAACUUCAUCCGGUUCCGCGAGUCGCACACUGAGACCAUCGAUGCGCACUUCAAUAAGUCCGAGCGCACGAAGCUGCGCAUCGAGCAGCUCUACUCCGACAACGCCGCCGCCGAAGCCCACCUGAUCUCCCUCCAACGCCACCGCGAAGCUACCGACGCCUCCUUGCGCGAGAAGGAGAAGCGCUCCAACGAGCUCAAGCAACGUCUGCUCGACCUCAAGAAAGGCCAGGAGCGCGUGUCCGAGCAGCUUGGCCUCAUCCGCGCGGAGCAGAGCCGACUGAAAAAUCUACUCGAGCAGAAGACCGAGUCGGCGAUGGCGCUGCGGCAGGAGGCGACGAAGCUGCGGCCGUAUACCACGCAGAGCCCAGCGGCGUUGGAGACAUCGCUGCGGGAGCUGAACGCGACGUUGGCGGGCGACAAAGCGAGCGUGGAGGCGCUGGACCGGCGCGCACGUGCAUUGCAGACGUCGGCGAACUCGUUCACGCAGGUGACGACGAGCGUGGUGGACACCUCCCGGCUGCUCAGCGAAGUGUCGGCGGACCUCGCGAAGGAAGACGAGGAAGGGAUGAAAGCGACACGACAUCGGGAGGCGCUGUCGGAGCGGUCGAACAACGUGCGGGAAGUGGAGAAGCAGGAGCAGCUGCUGCGGAAGCAGUUGGCGAGCUGGCAGGCGCGGACGGAGAAGUUGCGGCGGCAGGCGGAGGAGCGGGGGGAGCGGGCACGGGAGCGGAUGGAGGUGUUGAGGGGGGAGCAUGAGGAGUUGAAGAGGGAGAAGAGGGAGAGGGGGCAGGAGGUGGAGAGGAGGAGGGUGAGGAUCGAGCAGGUGGAGAAGAAGAUGGCCGAUCUCAAGGAGAAUAUCGAGAAUGAGGUUAACCACGCGAGGGAUGAGUAUAUGAAGAUGGAGAGCCAUAUUCGGCUCUACGUCACCGAGAUGGAACAGUCCAUCAAUUGA